AUGUCGCUCCGCCUGAAAGCUCCUCAGAUCGUGCGAGGCAUAUCUCCAGCGCAGCUCCGGACGCAUCUUGCCGCCCCUUCUCCGCUGCCCCUCCUCCUGCCCGAUCUCGCAUCCGGUGAUGUUUGGCCUGGGGCUCGCUCAUGGACACUUAACGACGGUCUCAAGAGAGUCAGAGAUGUCGUAGAAGAAGAUAGGGAGGUGGACGUGGAGUUGGGCCCGCGGGGCAGGGGAUAUCUCGAUAAGGGGUAUAGAAGGGUUGGGAUGGGGUUCGGCCUCUUUCUCGACGCCUUCAUACUGGACCGCAUCCCCUCUUCGACGCCCAAAAACCAGAGACCCACGGCCUAUCUAGCGCAAUACGAUAUCGACCCUUCCUCCCCUCUGUCCAAAGUGGAUAUGCCACCACUACCUCACUUCACCUGCGGACCUCGGGCAGAAAUAUGGAGGCGAGCACUUUGGAUCGGACCGGAAGGGAGCUGGACCCCGUUUCAUCGGGAUCCAUACAUCGGCAUCUACACACAUUUGAUCGGCCAAAAACGAUUCUGGCUCCUCCCGCCAUCAUCUGCAGGAUACCUCGACAUUUCCGCCUCUCCACCACAUACCAACACAUCCACCAUCCCCAUCUCUGUCUCUUCCGUCUUCCCGUCUUCCACUGCCUCCUCCACUGAAGAGGACAUCGGAAUCGGGGGAGAUACAAGCGACAUCCCGCUCGAAAAGAUGGAGCGGUACCGGGAUCGCUUGAAGCGCGCAUUCGACGUGGAUGGGGCGUGCGAGGUCGUGCUCGGAGAGGGAGAGAGUGUGCUCGUUCCGGAAGGAUGGUGGCAUUCUGCCGAGGGGCUGAGUACGGGUGUUGGUGUGAACGCAUGGUUUAGAUAG
Messenger RNA from Dioszegia hungarica, 873 nucleotides. RefSeq lists its product as uncharacterized. Bases 1 to 873 code for a protein of 290 amino acids. The record is from RefSeq and is a predicted model, not a curated record. The transcript has 3 exons. Gene Ontology annotation, molecular function: 2-oxoglutarate-dependent dioxygenase activity. Lineage: Eukaryota; Fungi; Basidiomycota; Tremellomycetes; Tremellales; Bulleribasidiaceae.